This is a messenger RNA of Durotheca rogersii, 804 nucleotides long. Its product is annotated as ribonuclease P protein subunit p29. Gene Ontology annotation, cellular component: ribonuclease MRP complex; ribonuclease P complex. Gene Ontology annotation, molecular function: ribonuclease P RNA binding. The record is from RefSeq and is a predicted model, not a curated record. Lineage: Eukaryota; Fungi; Ascomycota; Sordariomycetes; Xylariales; Xylariaceae. The transcript has a single exon. Gene Ontology annotation, biological process: rRNA processing; tRNA 5'-leader removal. The coding region runs from base 1 to 804 and encodes 267 amino acids.
AUGGCGUCGUCCUCGCAGACGCAGCAACCCGACCCUGACAGCAAUAACACCAACAAAAAUACCAGCGGAAGCGGCGGCGAUGGCGGCGACCAGUCCCUCCUGACCCGGCAACUGCUCGCGCGCGCCCACAGCCCGGACUCGGCCGCGCGCAUCUUCGCCGAGAAGAUCCAGCACCGGCCGCUGCUGCUGAAGCCGAGCGCCGCGGCUUCGUCCGAUGCGCGGAGCGCGCGGCGCGCGGCGCGCGAGGCGAAGGCCAGGGCGCGAGCCGGCGCGCCCAAGCCGAAGCCGCUGUCGGCGCGGCAGCGGCGGGCGCUCGGGCUGCGCGACGCGGGGCGCCGCCGCGCGUACGCCACGUACGAGCCGCUGCACCGGCUGUGGCUCGGAUACGUGCGCGAGGUGCUGGGCGGCGACCUGUACGGGCGCGGCACGGCGGCGGCGGCGGCGGCCAAGCUCGCCGCGGCCGACUACCACGGCGCCGAGGCGGAGGUGGCGCGCAGCCGGUGCCCCAGCCGGGUGGGCAUCCGCGGCAUCGUGGUGCGCGACGCGCGCUCCGUGUUCGAGAUCGUGACGCGCGACGGCCGCGUCAAGACCGUGCCCAAGGAGGGGACCGUGUUCCGCAUCCGGGUCCCGGCUGAGGGCGACGGCGGCGAGAAAGUUGCUGCUGCUGCUGGAAAGGGCGAGGGUGAGGGGGUGGCGGAGAGCAGCAGGCCGUUCACGUUCGAGAUCCACGGCGACCAGUUCCGGUACCGCGCCGCGGACCGCGCCAACAGGAAGUUCAGGCAGCAUUUCCUCAAGAACCUCUAA